ACAUAUAUUAUUCAAAGGAAAUCCGAUUUGUUCGAGCGUUCGAAAUGAGUACGAUACUGGAGAAAAUCGCCUCGAUCGAGGCCGAGAUGGCUCGUACCCAAAAGAACAAAGCUACGUCGGGCCAUUUGGGAUUGCUAAAGGCAAAACUCGCGAAAUUGAGACGCGAACUUAUCACUCCUAAAGGCGGAGGAGGCGGCGGCGAACAGGGCUUUGAAGUGGCAAAAACUGGCGAUGCUAGGAUAGGUUUCGUCGGUUUUCCUUCCGUGGGGAAGUCUACUCUACUGAGUACUCUAGCUGGUGUCUAUUCGGAAGUAGCGGCAUACGAAUUCACGACUCUUACAACUGUUCCUGGUUGUAUCAAAUACAAAGGGGCGAAGAUACAAUUACUGGAUCUUCCUGGAAUCAUUGAAGGUGCCAAGGACGGCAAAGGUCGUGGAAGACAAGUUAUAGCAGUCGCCAGAACCUGCAGUUUAAUAUUCAUCGUUCUAGACGUGUUGAAACCACUGGGACACAAGAGGUUGAUCGAACACGAAUUGGAAGGUUUCGGAUUGCGAUUGAACAAACAGCCGCCGAACAUCAAUUUCCGGAAGAAGGACAAAGGUGGUAUUAAUUUUCAGACUACGUGUACGCAGUCUGAACUCGAUUUAGAAACUGUAAAGAGUAUUCUCUCGGAGUAUAGAAUUCACAACGCGGAUAUCACGCUGCGAUACGAUGCAACGUCCGACGACCUAAUCGACGUCAUCGAAGGAAAUCGCGUUUACGUGCCGUGCAUUUACUUGCUCAACAAGAUAGAUCAAAUCAGUAUCGAGGAGUUGGAUAUUAUUUAUAAAAUACCUCAUUGCGUACCGAUCUCUGCUCACCACAAGUGGAAUUUCGAUGAUUUACUUGAGAAAAUGUGGGACUACUUACAACUGGUCAGAAUAUAUACGAAGCCGAAGGGACAGCUUCCGGAUUAUAAUUCUCCCGUAGUUUUAAACAGGGAGAAGCGAACGGUGGAAGAUUUUUGUAACAAACUGCAUCGAUCGAUCGCGAAGGAGUUCAAAUACGCACUCGUGUGGGGAUCGUCCGUGAAACACCAGCCGCAGAAGGUUGGGAAGGAUCACGUGUUAUGCGACGAGGACGUCGUGCAAAUUGUAAAAAAGGUGUAAUAUCCACGGAGGAUAAUAAAUUGCAUAAUAAAUUUUGAUAGGCGACUUUUAAAUCUACUUCAUUGAACUUCUCGUGAGGAAAUGAAUUUUUUUAACCAAGCAUGUGAUUGAUUUGGUGUAAUAUAUAUUUCGUAUGAAGCACAACAAAUAAAAUGUACUGGUACCUUCA
Molecule: messenger RNA, 1317 nt
Organism: Ceratina calcarata
Lineage: Eukaryota; Metazoa; Arthropoda; Insecta; Hymenoptera; Apidae
Gene: 128up
Product: GTP-binding protein 128up
Exons: 8
Coding region: 45-1148 (367 amino acids)
Molecular function (GO): GTPase activity; GTP binding
Source: RefSeq, a predicted model, not a curated record